This is a messenger RNA of Drosophila grimshawi, 8809 nucleotides long. RefSeq lists its product as uncharacterized. The transcript is spliced from 15 exons. The record is from RefSeq and is a predicted model, not a curated record. The coding region runs from base 628 to 8535 and encodes 2635 amino acids. NCBI's taxonomy places the organism in Eukaryota, Metazoa, Arthropoda, Insecta, Diptera, Drosophilidae.
AGAAAAUUGCAAUUGCACCGAACGGACGACGAGCGAAACAAAUAACGAAAAAUCCCAAACAUUUCACUUGUUAAAUAAAUUUAUUUACAUCACUGUGCCACAGUGGAUAUAGGCCAGAAUCACUUGAGGAUAAUCAAGUCAAAUUGUCGAUAGGAAGAAAACGCGCUCCACUCGUCAACGGCGCGCGCGUUUUAGAGGAAAAAAACGCGUUGCGUUCUUUUCCAUUUGCUGUAUGUGAGGAAACUUCUUCGACACAACACACACAGAUACGUAUACACACAUAUAUAAUACACACACACACACACACUCUCGCUCGCUCGCAGCAGCAGCAGCAACGAAAACGGCCGUCGACGGUCGGUCGGUCGAGACGACGAGGCGAGUGAAAGUGUCUCCACCACGGAAGUGCAUCUGUGAUUUGUAUAAUAAUGCGUCGCGCAUACUCAAAUUUUUGUUACGCCAAUGAUUAGCGCAAAAAGCGGUGGCCUGCGUUUUUGCUUGCCCAAUUGACGUAUCAGUGGCUUAACGUUAAAGAGUGCAACAAAUAUAACAAAUAAUAAUAACAACAACAACAGCAGCGUUAGCGUGCAUAAGCAAAGUAAAGUAAAUAAAUAAAGGAAAAUAAAUAAAAUGGCUGAACAAGUGGAAAAGGCGUUUGCGUACAUCAAGGCGAUGCCGAUUAAAGCCACCUUACAAUUGACGGACGCUGACGAGGCGGAGUCAACAUCAGCCUGUAUGAAUUGUUGCAGCAACGAUGACGAUGACGACGAUGCCAGUCCCAGUUGCAGUGGCAGUGGCAGCUCCAAGGCAACCAAGACAAGCAAAGGUGCCAAAUCGACGGGCAUCGAUGCGAGUGUUGUUGCCGCCGCCGAGGCCGUUGUCAAUGGGGAACUGGACGCUGCCUCCUGCUAUCAUGUGAGCAUGAAGAUGUCCAUUGAUGCAGCAACGCCUCGCAUUUGUGGCGACACAAUGCCGCUGAAAUGUGAUGCAUUGGCGGCAAUGCGAGAGGCGCUCAGCGCCAAUAAGCCACUGUUGCCCGUCAACGUCAGUUCGAAACCCAAACCCAGCCCUCCACCACCACCACCGUGUCAGUUGCUCGAGCGUCUCAAUUUUCCCGAGGGCAACAUAAUAAAUACGCUGCACACGAUAUUGGCACUGCCGCCAUUCGAUCCGUAUGCGCCGGCUCCAAAAUCGGAUGUCACAUACAAGGAGGUCGUUUCGCUGAUGCAGUGGAGCCUGCGCGAGGACAAUGUCAUCGAGAUGGAGCUGAGCGACAAGCUGCUUCACGAGUGCAAGUCCAAAUGCAAGGAUCCCAACGAUGAGACACGCUCGUAUUUGAUGGCCAUUGAGAAUAUGAGAUUAUUUUCGGAGGAUCCAAGAAAUCCGCUGCGCGAUGCCGAUGGACAAUUGCGUGCAAUUACGCUUUAUUUUCAGAAUCUUGCCUUGAUAUUUGUUAAACAUCGUAAGGAGGAGUUCUUCACAUUUUGUUCCUGCAAGGAAUGUCUCGAAUAUCGUGAAACCAUCAUGGCCAUUAUGAUGGAUCAAUUCAAGGCUGCCCACAUGGUUGUCAUGCUGCUCGAUGUGCUAAUCAAGGCAUACAGCCCGAUGCUAAAAAACGAUGCUGCCUAUAACAAAUUUGAGAAGUUGCUCGAGUCCAAUAAACAAAUAUAUUGGAUUACAAGCGGGUUUCUCUACGAUAAAAAUGCCGAAUAUCUUGAUUUUAUUGAUGAUACUGCGAUCUCUGAUAAUAUGAUAUUAGUGCUAUUUAGCGCCAUACUGAUGGCUAAUAAUCCGAUGCUGCUGCUACAAAUACUCGCCUAUAAUGUUGAGUGCAUUGUGAAGGCAUUUUCUGAGGGCAUGGUCGAAAUUGCUCAAAAUGUGCAGGAGAACGAGAAGAUUUCAGCCGAAAAGAUGCUCACAUAUUUACUGGACGGCUACUCCGAUUUGAACUGCAUCUCACAGAAGAUCUCUUUGAGCCUGUUCGCUUUUGAGAAUGAUUUUCUGCGCAAGUUCAAGCUCUCCUGGGUGCUAUUGUGCCAGCGACUUUUUCAGCAACAUGUGUUCAAUCCGCUGGGCGAUACGAUGCUCGCAUGCAUAUUAUCGCUGAAGGAGGGCGAGGGCUCAACGCAGACAACGGCGCUGAUCAAGCGCUAUAUGCUGUUCGAUGAGCAUAUGCACUCCAUUGAGCGCCGCUGGACGGACAUUUGGAUGGAGCUAAACAAGUUCAACUUGUCGCCCACGGAGCACGAUCGUCGAAUGGGCCUACUCGAUGUGUAUAACAUAUUCGAUAAGGUCGUAAUGGAUGCCACCUCUUUCUCUCUGCCGGAUAUCAGUGACGAUGAGUUCAUCGAUUUUCAGCGCAUUGUCGAUCGUCAGCUGGCCUGGAAGAAUAUCAUGGCAUUUACCAAACUCAAAUGGCCAGAUGGCUUCUAUGAUCCGCCCAAUAAGCUGGUGCACGAGGAUCUCUGCAAAAAGUGCAAUGCAAUGCUGGAACACCAUAACGAAAACUGCAAUUGCAUCACUUGCUCCAUUGCGGGUACGCCUCUGUUGCCGCGACAAGCCGGCCAUUGUGCCAAAUGCACAACGCUCGGUAUUGUUGAGAAAGACGCCAAGCUAAUGAAAUCAAAAAUACUGAGCACCUGCACCAGCGAUGACGCCAGACACAAUGCGGCGGCAAGUACAAGUGCCGCAGCCGCCGCUGCCGCAGCUGCACAGCAGCAGCAGCAACAACAGCGUCGCAGCAUCGAGCAGCCAGAGGCGGCUGCUAUUACUGCCAAAGGAGAGGAGUCGUCGAGUGGAGUGACGCUGCGGCGUCAGGAGAUGGAUACUGCCUUGCGCACCACAUAUCACAUUGCAUGGGCCGUCUUUCAGCAUCUGACGACAAGGAAACGCUAUCGCUAUGACAGCGUUGAGCCGCAGUUCUUUUGCGGCGAAAGUUGCCGCGUCUCCGCUUGCCAGCUGGCGCGCAAGAUACUUGCCAAUGAACUGUCGCCGCCGUUGACAAAGCAUCUGUUGCGCUGCUUUCAGCCGCUGUCUUUUACGCGCGAGGAACUGCGCUCCACGCUGCCAUCGCUGAUGUUCUUCAAUCGCAAGCUGGCGCCUAGUCCCGCCGAGCUGCAGGAGCUGAAGAACCAGCACUAUGUCUACAAGACUUACUGGACCUUUGUGCUCUCCAUCUAUGCCAAUUUCUUUGUCAAGUUCAAUUCAACGGCAACGGACUUCAAACACCUGGAGCUGCUUAAGGGCGAUCUUCGCCUGCGCCCAAACAGUGUCGUCGGUGACAAGGAUGAUGGACGCUUCGAGCAGUUCUUGGCACAGGUCAUUGGCUAUUCGCCUUUCAAGAUAACGGAUGAUUUUUUUUCAUUUGCUAGCUUCACGCUCGGAGACGCGAACAUCGACAAAAUGCAAUUUGGCGUUGAUCAUCUAAUGAAGCUGCACGACUCACAAACGAUCAAACGCGGGAAACCGGAUAGCACCUCCAGCCUGGCGGGCAAUAAGAAGGUGAACGAAACGACGCAAACCGGUGCCGGUGGCAACGACUCGAAUAACUCGAAGAAAUGCAAGGAAAAGAUGCGCAAAUGUUGUGCGGACUAUGCGGAUAUCGGUGAGCCCUGCAAGGAGAAUCACUCGAAGAAACGUGUCAAGAAGGAGUGCAAUCAUGCGCGCUUUAACGAGACGCGGGAUCGCCUGCGCAAGAAACUCACACAGAUUGUCAACGAUCGGAAGAGCAAGACUGGCCAGACGGAGGUGGUCGCUAGGCCACAGGUGCCAAAGCCGCAGCCACAGCCACAGUCCGAGCCGGUGCAGACGCAGACACAGCAGCCGCCGACGCUGAAAGUUGUCGCCUCGGCGCAGGUUCAGGCGGCUACACGUAAAAUGCCCGCUGCUGCAGCAGCUGCGGCAGCGGCAGCCGCAGCGGCGGCUCUUAGCGAGAUCGGUGAGAACAUUGAGGAUGGCGACAACAGUCUGUUGUGCUUGGACAGCCUCUGCAAGAGCAUACAGAUGCACACGGACGCUGGGGGUGGCUCCACAGGCGGCAGUGGCAGCGGUGGCAGUGGCUGCAGCAGCGCUGGCAGCCUGCCAGCCGAUCUGAACAGCUACAGCAAGGAGGAGAUGAUGCAGGAUUUUGCCGAGCUGCUCGGCAGCUAUACGCGCGAGCAGGAUCAAAAGCGCUGGAUCAAUGAGACGUUGAAUUUUAUUGAGGGCAAGCCGCAGCAGCCGCAAACGGCCAAUCCGAAGAAGGCGGCCAAAAAGGCCAAGCAGAAGCAGCGCAAGGAGGAGGAAAAGCGCAUCAAGGAACUGGAGGAUCUGCGCAACCAGUUUCUCGAUAUCUACUUCAAGGAGUUCAUUGACAAAUACGAGAUGAAAACCCUAACAACGGCUGCUGGCGGCCGCAAGCGCGAAAAGAAACGCAUCGGCGAAUUGGAGGCCAACAUUAAGAAUCUGCAGCGUGCCAAGGGCAAAGUGGAGACGAUCAUCUUGGAGCUGAUUGCCACCGUUAAGCAGGCGAACAACGAAUUUAAAUUCUCCUAUUUGCCCACCAAGGAGCAGCAGCUGGCCAAGAUUGCCCAACUCGAGGACAUUUUAAAUGGUGGCCCAAUAACAACAGCAGCAGCAAACGCAACACGACAAGCAUCAGCAGCCACAGCCACAGCAGCAGAUAUAUUGCCACCGCCACCACCACAACUUCAUUCCCAAUCAUCUCCGGCACUGUCCGCUGCACACUAUCCAAAUUUCAUUAGUUCUGCCGCCUACUUUCCACCCCACCUUGGAGGAGGACCACAGCAGCACACGCCAGUCUGCUAUGCGCCGCCCCAACAGCCGCAACAGCAGCAGCAGCAACUGCCUCGCGAUGUGAUCGCUGCGAUGGCGGCCAAUGCCAUAACCGCUGAUCCGGCGAAGCGCAUCGUGACCAUACGACGUGUACAGCUGCCACACGCUGGCGGCGAGCAGCAGGUGACGGUUGUGGCCAAGGGCAGCUCGCCGGAUGAGGACAAGUUGCUCUACACAUUUGUCAACGGUCACAUGGUGGCCUCGGCCCAAUCGACAGCCAGGAACACUGUGGCGCCAGUGGUGCAACCACCGCAGCCAGAUAAAACUAACAAGGUACGCAGAAAGGAGGCUAAGCGAGCAGCGGCGGCAGCAGCGGCAGCAGCAGCAGCAGAAGCAGCAGCUGCGGUGGCAGCAGCAGCAGCAGCUGCAGCAGCAGCUGCAGCUGAACUGGAAGCGAAAGCCAACAGCGGCGUUAAGGCCAAGAAGCAGAAUAAGAAGGCAGCAUCGCGAGUUGCUGCUGCUCCGACUCCUACCAGCUCCAGUUCGAGCAUCAGCUCCAAGUCGCAGACGCCGCAGAGCAGUGCCGUCAAUACGCGCGAGAAUUCCGUGUGCAGCAUCAAGCCCAAGGUGGCGGCGUCUGUCCACAAAAAGGCCCACAAGCAGCAGCAGCAGGUGGCAAACAAAAAUGUUGUCGUCGCAGCUCAGCUGCCCAAAGUGGAACCGCAACCUGAUCCCGAGCCCGUUAAAAGACACAAACGAUUAAGGCCACGUAUCGAUCAGGGGCAGCUGGAUAACAAUCCGUUCAAGUCGCUGCAUGUGGUGGACUCCUCGGAUGGUGAGUGGGAAACGGGCAGCGAGUCGGAACAGUGGAUGGAGCCACAAGUGGUGUCGGUGAAGGCAACAGCCAAACACCCGACAGCUGCAGCUAAGCCAGCGGCAGUAAUGCCCAUUGCCAAGCAAAAGUCAGUUGCACCUGCUCCUGCUCCGGCCACGUCGCUCAAGAAGUCCAAAAAUGAGCCCACCGCAAGAUCACAACAACAACAACAGCAGCAGCAAACUCAGCCACCAAACAAAUCCUCGUCAACGUCGGUGGCUAAUCAGCGCAAGCAGCAGCAGCAGCAAGCGGUGCAGGUCAAGCAACUGGCGCAACGGGCGCCGGAAUCCGUGCGCAAGUCCAAGUCCGCUCAUGGACAGCAGGUGCCGGCGCCUGCGCUGGCACCGAGCGGUCAAGUGUCUAAUGGACUGCGCGGAACGCAAUCGCAGCAAACGCGCGGCGGACGCGGCAGUGGACGCUCCAAGCCCACAAGUGCUGGCGGACAACAGCAGUCGCAGUCGCAGUCACAGCACGGGCACAGCAAUAGCACCUGCUCCUCCUCGAAUGCGGCGACGGAGAGUGGCGGGAGCAUGCAGACAUCGAAACGAUCGCAGCGCGGCAAGCGUGGCCAUCGUGGUCAGAAGCAGGAGGAUCUCUCGGGCAUACCGCAUAACAUGGGCUAUUUCAAUCCCAACGAAGUUGCCAUACCACCGCCGUUGCCGCCGCAUGCCGGCAGCUAUGCCAGCACCCUGGCCCAACAGAUGCAACAACUGCGCAUUGCUGGCCCCACCAGCAGCAGCAGUUCAUCGGGCAAGCAACAGCAACUGCAGCUGCAACAGCAACAUCAUCAGCAGCAAUCGCCCAAUUGUAGCAUCAUGGAUCAGCUAAAUCGGGGUGUGCAAGUGGAGCAUCUAUCACUGCCGCCGGGCAUUACGCUGACCAAGGUGGAUCCGGCCAAAAGCGAACUGCUGCGCCAGAAGAGCGAAUCCAUACGCAAGCUGUCCAAGCCAAUAACCGAGCAACAGCAACAGCAUGCAUUGCAGCAGCAACAGCAGACGGCACAUCUCAUGGGCAACUACUAUGCGGGUAAUGUGGGCAGCCUAGACAACGCCGGCAGUGGCGUCAUCAUGGUCGAGGCCAAUCCCCGCAGCAACAAUCGCAUCUGCCAGCCGCUAGCCAUUAUUAAUAACAAUAAUAAUAAUAAUAAUGUGGCUGCUGCAGCUGCCGCAGCCACGGCCAGUGGCAAGUCAUCGCGUCGCCGUCGCCGCAAUCGUGGCAAGUCGGGCGGUAGUGGCACCACCAAUCUCUGCAGCAAACAACGUGCUGGUGGCCCGGACAAUCAGCAGACGCAACAGCAUCCAACGGCGCCCAUUAUGGAGGCUAGUGCUGGUGGCAACAUCAUCACGUUGCGCAACCCCAUGUUCCAUCAGGGCGUCAGCAACGGGCCCGUCCCUGGCGCCACAAUGUUGCCCAAUCCGAAUCCCAUUCCGCAAGCUCGGGCGUAUGGCGCGGCUCUUCCAAUUGCCGCACCGUUGCCGAUGGACCAACCAGCCGCGAUUAUUAAGAAUGAGAACGGCAUGUUCACCAUACGCAAUCCGGCGCUGCAUCAGGCUGUCACCAAUGGCCUGGCCAUGGGCGGCUAUCGUCAGUUUGGCAGCAAUGUCAACUAUUAUACGCCGCAGGAGGCGGUCGCCGAGGCGGCGCGUGCCACACAACAGAAGCAGUCAUCGCCGCCGCCUCCGCCGCCAUUGGUUGUCACGCCCAGCAGCAGCAGUAGCGGGAUCAACAACAGCAGCGCUGCUGCAUCCGCCAAUUUCUCAUAUUUCUCCAGUGAUUCAGUGGCCAGUGGCGGCAGCAGCAGCAAUAGCAAUAGCAGCGGCGGUGGCGCUGGCGGAGUUGUCGACACGCACAAUAAUAUCAGUAUUAGCUGCACAAACGUUCCAAUCAGCAGUCCGGGGCGGCUGGUAGGUGAUGCGGCCGUCAUUGCGCGGCCGAAGCAGCCCCAGAAAUGUUUGUCCGCCAUUGGCAGCGAGCUGAAGCAGAAGACCAAAGACAGCCACUCUGUGUCUGCGUCGUCGAGCCAAUGGUCGAGCUUUGGCCAGCCAUCUUCGUCAUCGGAAUUUGGUGGCGGUCCAGCGGGCGGCUCCACGCUCCAGGAGAAAUACCAACAGUCGAGCUACUACAACGGCUUCGAGGUGUUCCCCUCGUCCGUUUCGCAAGCGGCUGGUGGACCCGGCGGUCCCGGUGAUUGUCACAUGCAUCAUAAUUGUGGGGACGAUUCGCCGCCACCAACAAUCACCGGUUUCAAUUCCUACCUGGAAGGAAUACCCAACACUGGCGUCAUACGCUAUGAUGACGCCGCAUUCCUCAAAAACUUGAUACCGGGUCAGCAUCUCAACAACGAGGUCUCCAUUCACAACAUAUCGGAGUCCAAUUUCACGCGCAACAACACAUCGCCCUCGACGCAUCAUGUGGAGAUAACAACUGUGUUUGGCAAUCGUGGCACAUGCCCCACAAAUGCCUACGAGCAGCAGCAGCAGCAGCAGCCGUCGCAAGCCGGCUCGUCGUGCAACAGCUACUGCGAUAAUGUCGCCGCCGAUUAUGGCAGUGAUUCCACCCACCUGUUUGUGCAAGGCAGCAUGCUGCCGCGGAUACCACAGCCGACGGCAGCGGCUUCAGAUCCCUUUGGCUAUGACUUUGAGUCGGCGGCUGGCUCAAAGCCGGCCAGCGUUGCCAGUGAUCUGAAUGAGUACUUGCGCCGCAGCCCGCACAGCCAGCGCACCUCCCCCUACAGUCCGGAGGAGAAUGUGGCGCUCGAGGCAUACAUGAGUGCCCUGCAGAUCGCCGCAGCAAGUGAUGCCGAGCAGUGUUCGCGCUUGAAUGGAACAGCCUCUGCUGCUGGCGAUGCGGCCGUUGCAGAUGCGACUCCAGUUGGUGCUAAUUGGUGGUAAAGAGUUCGAGACCAUGACAAUUGUUGCUCUCCCUUCUCAACAAUACACACACAACACACACACGCAUAUAUAUACACACACCCUUCAAAUACAUCCGAGCGCCAGUGACGGCCAGAAAAACGCAAACAUUUCAUUGAUAAGGCGAAAAUAAAUGAAAACAAUACAAAACAAAACAAAAAUACCAGAUGAAAUCAUUCAAAAUGACUUAGACGUCAAUUUCGAUGUUUCGCAAGAAAAACAAAAACAAAAUAAAAGCAAAUUAAAUUAAAUGGAA